This is a messenger RNA of Equus caballus (horse), 2000 nucleotides long. It is a transcript of the gene CACNG4, whose product is annotated as calcium voltage-gated channel auxiliary subunit gamma 4. The record is from RefSeq and is a predicted model, not a curated record. NCBI's taxonomy places the organism in Eukaryota, Metazoa, Chordata, Mammalia, Perissodactyla, Equidae. Gene Ontology annotation, biological process: calcium ion transmembrane transport; neurotransmitter receptor internalization; regulation of AMPA receptor activity. Gene Ontology annotation, molecular function: voltage-gated calcium channel activity; channel regulator activity. Gene Ontology annotation, cellular component: AMPA glutamate receptor complex; postsynaptic density membrane; voltage-gated calcium channel complex.
GAGGGAGGGAGGAGGGCGGGCGGGCGCGGCGGGCCGGGCCGGCGGGCGGCGGACUAUGAGGCGCCCACCAUGGUGCGAUGCGACCGCGGGCUGCAGAUGCUGCUGACCACGGCCGGAGCCUUCGCCGCCUUCUCGCUCAUGGCCAUCGCCAUCGGCACCGACUACUGGCUCUACUCCAGCGCGCACAUCUGCAACGGCACCAACCUGACCAUGGACGACGGGCCCCCGCCCCGCCGCGCCCGCGGCGACCUCACCCACUCGGGGCUGUGGCGGGUAUGCUGCAUCGAAGGGAUCUAUAAAGGGCACUGCUUCCGGAUCAAUCACUUCCCAGAGGACAAUGAUUAUGACCAUGACAGCUCGGAGUAUCUCCUUCGCAUCGUGCGUGCCUCCAGCGUCUUCCCCAUCCUCAGCACCAUCCUGCUGCUGCUCGGCGGGCUCUGCAUCGGCGCCGGGAGGUUCUACAGCCGCAAGAACAACAUCAUCCUCAGUGCCGGCAUCCUCUUUGUGGCUGCAGGCCUCAGUAACAUCAUAGGCAUCAUCGUCUACAUUUCCAGCAACACCGGCGACCCAAGCGACAAGCGCGACGAAGACAAAAAAAACCAUUACAACUACGGCUGGUCUUUUUACUUCGGAGCCCUGUCUUUCAUUGUGGCCGAGACCGUGGGCGUCCUGGCUGUAAACAUUUACAUUGAGAAAAAUAAAGAGUUGAGAUUUAAGACCAAACGGGAGUUCCUUAAGGCUCCCUCCUCGUCUCCCUACGCUAGGAUGCCGAGCUACAGGUACCGGCGACGGCGCUCAAGGUCCAGCUCCAGGUCCACCGAGGCCUCGCCCUCCAGGGACACGUCUCCGGUGGGCCUGAAGAUCACCGGGGCCAUCCCCAUGGGCGAGCUGUCCAUGUACACGCUGUCCAGGGAGCCCCUCAAGGUGACCACGGCCGCCAGCUACAGCCCCGACCAGGAGGCCAGCUUCCUGCAGGUGCAUGACUUCUUCCAGCAGGACCUGAAGGAAGGCCUGCACGUCAGCAUGCUGAACCGGCGGACGACCCCCGUGUGAGCGCCCCUCUCUCCCAAGGAUGGCUGUUUGCAUCCCACAGGAGGGCCUCUGACCCUGUAGGCGGGCCAACAGUGGACUGAAGCCAAACCCAACCCUCCCUGGUCUCGAGAAAGUGUCCCAGGCUGGCUUAGAGCGAAGCACCAGGAGACAGGAAUCAGGAGUGGAAGGCUGACUUUGUCCCCACAAAGGGUGUUUUGGGGCCCCAGGGGUUCUGAAGUCCCCCAGGAAGCCCAAGAGCUCUCCUGAGGCUGCACAGCCUCGACCAACCUGGGAAACAAAAUUGAGCCAUUAUCCCCUCUUGGAAACAGAUGUUGCCAGAAGGCUGGGCUCUCAGGGCCUCCCCUCUAUCCCGGGCCUGGGCCACCAGGCACACAGGGGCCUUUGGACACUAGUCAGCUGCUUUUUCACCUGAGGUUCCUGUGUCCGUGAGCCAGAAACGAGGAAGCUGAAGCUCACCCCCUUCCUCUCUGUCUGUCUGUCUGUCUGUCUCUCUCUCUCUGGCAGUGGCCUGUUGUGGAAAUAACAGUCAUCCUGAGCAGAAAGUCCUGCAGCCAGCUGGUGCUUGGCCUUUGUGCUGUCCUGGGGCCGGCUUCCCUCAGCCUGAGGAGACCGAGGCGGGUGGAAGAACCCACACUGGGGGAGGCCUUGGCUGGCCUGGGCAUGAGGUAAAGGCCGGAGUCUGUUGCUGGCUUUCCUAUCUGCUUCUGGAAGUUUCCGCCUCACACAGAAAGGGCACUGACUGUACUUGAGAGUCCGGAAGUAGGAGUCAGAGGAAAGGUGGCCAUGUGGCCUCUUGCUGUGUCCCUACCCACUGGCCUGAGGAGCAGCCCGUCCCUCCUCGGGGGGUCGGGGGGGACAGACCCCACCCCACCCCACUGGUGUUUGGCUACAGAAGCCUGAACUUUUGUACAAGAAAGGGAGACCGAGGGUGAACAGCGACCAAAAAA